AUGUCCUUGAAGAUUCAGACAAGCAAUGUAACCAACAAGAAUGAUCCCAAAUCCAUCAACUCUCGGGUCUUCAUUGGAAACCUCAACACUGCUGUAGUGAAGAAGUCAGACGUGGAGACCAUCUUCUCCAAGUAUGGCCGUGUGGCUGGCUGCUCCGUGCACAAGGGCUAUGCCUUUGUCCAGUAUGCCAAUGAACGCCAUGCCCGGGCAGCUGUACUGGGUGAAAAUGGACGAGUGCUGGCUGGGCAGACCCUAGACAUCAACAUGGCUGGAGAGCCCAAGCCCAACAGACCCAAGGGACUAAAGAGAGCAGCAUCUGCCAUAUACAGUGGCUACAGCUUUGACUAUGAUUACUACCGGGACGACUUCUACGACAGGCUCUUUGACUAUCGAGGCCGCCUGUCUCCAGUACCAGUGCCCAGGGCGGUCCCAGUGAAGCGACCCCGGGUCACAGUACCCUUGGUCCGCCGUGUCAAAACUACCAUUCCUGUCAAGCUCUUUGCUCGCUCCACAGCCAUCACCACCAGCUCAGCCAAGAUAAAGUUAAAGAGCAGUGAACUGCAGACCAUCAAGACAGAACUGACGCAGAUCAAGUCCAACAUUGAUGCCCUGCUGGGCCGCUUGGAGCAGAUUGCUGAAGAGCAGAAGGCCAAUCCAGAUGGCAAGAAGAAGGGUGACAGCAGCAGUGGCAGUGGUGGCGGUAGCAGCAGCAGUGGUGGUGGCAGUGGCAGUAGUGGAGGUAAUAGCCGUCCACCUCCACCCCAAGAGGACACGGCUUCUGAGGCUGGCACACCCCAGGGAGAAGCACAAGCUCGAGAUGAUGGUGAUGAGGAAGGGCUGCUGACACACAGUGAAGAGGAGCUGGAUCACAGCCAGGACACAGAUACGGAAGACGGGGCCUUGCAGUAA
Elephantulus edwardii (Cape elephant shrew) is the source of this 909-nucleotide messenger RNA. RefSeq names its product RALY heterogeneous nuclear ribonucleoprotein (gene RALY). The coding region runs from base 1 to 909 and encodes 302 amino acids. Gene Ontology annotation, molecular function: RNA binding. The record is from RefSeq and is a predicted model, not a curated record. Lineage: Eukaryota; Metazoa; Chordata; Mammalia; Macroscelidea; Macroscelididae. The transcript has 7 exons. Gene Ontology annotation, cellular component: nucleus.